Messenger RNA from Culex pipiens pallens (northern house mosquito), 13962 nucleotides. RefSeq names its product dynein axonemal heavy chain 8 (gene kl-3). NCBI's taxonomy places the organism in Eukaryota, Metazoa, Arthropoda, Insecta, Diptera, Culicidae. The record is from RefSeq and is a predicted model, not a curated record. Gene Ontology annotation, cellular component: dynein complex. Gene Ontology annotation, biological process: microtubule-based movement. The coding region runs from base 60 to 13880 and encodes 4606 amino acids. Gene Ontology annotation, molecular function: dynein intermediate chain binding; minus-end-directed microtubule motor activity; ATP hydrolysis activity. The transcript has 12 exons.
CAAAAGUCCAAAAGUUCAAUCUUGACAGUGGAAAAUCCUCUAACCGUCCCCAAAUCACCAUGGCCGAAAACGACCCGGACCGGCACCUGCGCCAAAUCUACAACGUCGUCGGAGUGACGUCCGUCGUGCUGGACGUGGCCCAGCUGGUGAAGCGCCGCCGCGGCAGUCCACCGAAGAUCACCAAGGAGCAGGAGCUGCAGCAGCACCUGGACCGGGCCAAGGAGGCGCGCGCCGGCCGGUUGAACACGAUUGGACCGAAGCACCGGUUCGUGCUGGAAGCGGCCGCGCACGUGUUGAAUCUGGAGCCGGAGGUGCUGAUCGAUUGUACGGCGGACACGGACGAGUCGGUUGAGCGGAUGGAGCGACUGUUCGAGGCGGACGGGAGUAAGGGAUUGCUGAUUUACUAUGGGAUGUACGGGGCGCCCGGGUUGGACUCGGGGCGGUACAAUCCGAAGCAGAAACGACAGCAGUUGAUGCAAACGCUGGUUACGGACGGAGCGGAGGAGCAGGUCACGAACGUUUCGGUGGCCGCCUUUCGGCAUAACAACAGGAAGGUCGUAGAGGUGAAGACGCUGGGAGAGGACAUUUUUCUGGUGUCGAUUGCGAUUCCGGAAGGUGCCUCGAUCAUCUACACGCUGACCUGGUUGUUGGAGAAUAUCGCGAGACCGGCGCUGGACAGCAUCAAGGACUACGGGUACUGCACGGAUCUGCAGAAGAGUUACUUCUUCCACGGGGUUGAGACGUUCAUGAAGUUCUUGAAGAGUACCGAGAAGGACAUCUCCGAGCGGAUCAUGUUCGAGGUAGAUCACGAGUUGUACAAGGGCUUUCUGCUGACCAAGGUGCAGGUCGAGGAGACGGUUCGCGAUCGCGAGAAGGUCUACGCGGCGGAACGAGCCUUUGCCCGCUGGAUGCGCAAGAUCGAGUAUGCGCUGACGCAGGGUAACCAGAUUCGGCGUGACCCGUACGACGUGGGACCGUUGCAUGAGCUGGAGUACUGGCGCAGCAUGCUGACAAAGUACACCUCGAUCGCGGAGUUUAUCGAGUCACAGCCGUUCCUCCGGUAUCAGUACUGCUUGAAAUUGUCGCGUUCGAAGCUGAUGAAGAAGUGGUACCAGAUGGACAAGGAAGUCACACGUAAGUUGAACGAGUCGCGGGACAAUGUACGGUACAUCAGCUCGAUCGAGCGAUUCUGGGAUCCGCUGUACCGGUGCGAGCCUGAAGAGGUCUCGAUGAACAUUGCCAGCUUGUUGACAAUCAUUCGUCAGGUGUACAAGACGUCGUCGUUUUACAAUACGUCAGAGCGAAUUACCGGGCUGCUGUCGAAGGUUACCAACCAGAUUAUUAUGAACUGUCAGCAGUACAUGACUUGUCGGCGAAAGAUGACGAUUUACGAGCAGCGCAAAGAGGACAUAAUCAAAAAGAUCGAGGUUUGCAAAGCACUGGACAUGACGUACAGGUUCUACUACUACAAGGCGGUCAACGAUAUGGAGGAAAGUCCGGACGAAACUCCGUGGGAAUGUUCGGACAUGUACAUAUUUGGAAAGAUGGACACGUUCAACGCCAGGUUGGAUAAGAUAAAGAACAUCAUGGAGCUGUUCCUAAAGUACCAGGUGAUCGAUCGCAUCGGAAUCGCUGGCACAAACGUCUUCUCCAGCCGCAUCAACAAGGCGUUUGACGUGAUUGCUGCCAAGCCGUACGACCCGCUGGUUCAUCGUCAGCACCAGUUUGAUGUGGACUUUGAAGUGUUCAAAAAGGAGGUCGAAGCGGCUGAAAUUGGCUUGCAGAAAUUUGCAAAGGAAAUGUGCAACGAAGUUCCAACUAUUGAGAGUCGUCUGUUGGUGCUGAACCGCUUUGAAAGACUCCGCCUGGAUUGUCUGUGCUUGGACCGACGCUACCUGGACAUAGCUGUCCUGUUGGAAAAAGACAUUUUCGACAUCAAGGACUAUUACAAUGAGAACCGAGCGAAUCCCCCAAUUAUCUGGGGAGUCCCGAACUCCGUUGGACGGAUCAUGUGGGCGCGAUCGCUGUUCCGCAAGAUGGAUGAUCCGAUCAAGGUGAUCAAAGCGCGAAGUUGCGUGAUCGAGCACCGAAAGGCCCAGCUAUGCGUCAAGUACUACAACUACCUCUGCGAAGUUCUGUUGCAUUACGAGAUGCUGCACCAUCGUGCCUGGUGGGACUUCGUGGAGCAAGCCAGAGAGAAGCUGGAGGCUCCAAUCUACAGGAAGAACCUGGACACCAACUGGUUACAGGUCAACUUCCAUCCAUUUCUCCGACAAACGAUCAAAGAAACGGAGAACAUGCUCAAGUGGCAACUGGCAGCACCAGACUUUGCCGUGUUGCUGGUGCUUCAGAAGGAUAACCUUUACAACGCUUACGAGCGGGUCAAAGACCUACUGAUGCGGAACAAUCGUGUAAGGUUGGACAUUCCGACCAUCUUCCUGCCCUUGAUGAGAACAAUGCUGAUCAAGCUGGAAGAUGCGUUUUUGCCUGGACUGACGACAAUAACCUGGAUGUCGCUGAACUUGAAGGACUACUUGAACCAGGUUGAAAAGGUCAUCAUCAACAUCGAAUACUUUGUCAAAGAGGUGAACGACAUCCGUGAGGCGCGCAUCGAGGACGUUCUGUACUCGUUUGCGAACACCGAUUUGCUUUCACUGCCCGGCGAAGCGGUCACUCCGGAAGCAUUCACCGACAUGAACGUCAAGUACAGACAGACGAUCGAGAAAUUCCUCCAGAAGAAGUCGCAAGCGAUGGAGAAAGCAACGAUCGAGCUGAUCAACAAGUUUGUGGAAAAUAUCGAGGUGGCCGAGGUUGAUGAGCGUGGCAAUCGCAAGUUUCAGCUGCCGCUGGAGCAGAUAGACGACGACAAUCGGCGCCGGGAGGAGGCACUGCCGAUCGACAAGUACGACUGGAUUAGCUUCGACAAGAUUUACAAGGCGCUGGCGUAUCCGUCGGUGGAGAUGCACAUCAAGUCCUUGUUUCAAGACUACACCGGACUGAACUACGACGUCACGCUGCUUCACAUUGACUGUAUGGAGUUGUUUGCUUACUUCAACCACCGGAUCAUUGCGGUAUUCGUGAGAAUGGUGAAGACUGCGCUGGAGAAGCUGCGAAAUCGGAUCAAGCUGGUCAACCUCCAAAACAACAAAGCCGCAGCUAUGCGGGACAUCAACCCACUUCUGCUGACCGAGAUGGAGUUGGAGCCGGAAGCGUGCGUCAUCCAACCAUCGCUCGAGCAAAUCCAGGUUAGUUUCCAGCGGGUCAUCAUGAACGUAGUGGAGACCUUCUACGCAGUUUCGACCUGGGGUCGUCAAGCGAAGACGGAAGCUCGGAAGCUGCGUCGUCCGGUGCUGGACGAGGUACGCCACGAGCGGUCCUGGUUCCUGACGAUUUCCGAGCACAAGGAAGUAUCCCGCUUUAUCCACGAGUUUGACGGAGGAUUGCUGCUGGUCGAGCCGGACAUUGAUCUCGAGCUGCACACCGUGUUCAACCACUACGAGUACAUGUGGAAGAGUGAUUUGUUUGCGAUUCCGCUGGAGGAGAAGCCGGCCCGGUUCGAGAAGAUUCAGCUUGACCUGGGUGAUGUGGUGUUCCUGUCGCAGGUUGGACCCAUCACGAUACGAUCAGAUCGUGUGGUGAAGGUGGUGCUGACAAAGUUGUUGGCGUUCUACACGCAGCGGAUAUCGGAGAUUACCAAGUUCAUUACGGAACACGAUGCGGUGUUGAGCCGUACGCUGAAGGAUCUGGACGAUAUCAAGAUGGCGAUGGAAUGUCUGCAAAAGGUUCAGGAUAACUUUACCUUUAUCGAUGUGGAUCUCGGGUUCAUCGAGGCAACGUACAGUACACUGUCGGAGUUUGAGUUGGGAAUCACGAAGGAUGACAUGGAUCACGUGUACGGAUUGCGUGAAAUGUUUAAAACAAUGGCCAAGAAGGUGGAACAGGUCGAGAACGACAUUAUCGCACUGCAAGUACCGCUGCAGCGAGAGCUCGCCGAAGGAGUGGCAGAGUUUACCGAAGAGAUUGACGAGUUUGACAAAGAGUUUGAUGACAAAGGGCCCAUGGAGGAAGGAAUUUCUGCGAAGGAAGCCAGCGAUCGUGUGCUGAUGUUCCAGGCAAGGUUCGACGAGUUGUGGCGUAAGUUUGAAAUGUUUGCCAGCGGUGAAGCCUUCCUGGGGCUGAAGGUCAACGACUACCCAAUCUUGCACAAGCGCAAAAAGGAGCUGAACCUGCUGAACAAGCUGUACUCGCUGUACUUGCAAGUGAUGAGAAGCAUUGACGAGUACUACGAGACGCCAUGGAUGGACGUGGACAUUGAGAAGAUCAACACCGAACUGACAGACUUUCAGAAUCGUUGUCGUAAGCUGCCCAAAGGUAUGAAGGACUGGUUGGCGUACAUCGACUUGAAGAAGAAAAUCGACGACUUCAACGACAGUUGCCCGCUGCUGGAGCUGAUGUGCAACGAGGCAAUGAAAGAUCGACACUGGGAGAAGCUGGAGAACCUCUUAAGUUGCCAGUUUGAAGUGGAAUCCCCCUCUUUCUUGCUGGGUAAUGUGAUGGAAGCUCCACUGCUAGCGCACAAGGACGACAUUGAGGACAUCUGCGUGGGAGCGGUCAAAGAGAACGACAUCGAUUCCAAACUGCGACAGGUCAUUGCGGAAUGGUCCGCGGUGAACUUGCAGUUUGCCAACUUCAAGAACCGUGGUGAACUGUUGAUCAAGCCGACGGAAACGCUGGAAAUCAUCUCGUUGCUGGAAGACAGCACCAUGAUUGUGAGUUCGCUAGCUUCCAAUCGUUUCAACGCCCACUUCAAGAAGGAAAUCAUGAACUGGCUGCACAAACUGUGCAACACCGGAGAAAUCUUGGAAAAGUGGCUGCAAGUUCAGAACUUGUGGAUCUACUUGGAAGCGGUAUUCGUUGGCGGUGACAUUUCCAAACAGCUGCCGCAGGACGCCAAGCGGUUCGCAGGAAUUGACAAGUCGUGGGUGCGGAUCAUGUUCCGAGCCAGGGACAAUCCGAACGCCGUCGAGUGCUGCACCGGGGAAGAUACGAUGGCGUACACGCUGACGGCGCUGCUGAACCAGCUGGAGUCGUGUCAGAAAUCGUUGACGGGAUAUCUGGAGUCGAAGCGGUUGCUGUUUCCGCGGUUCUUCUUCAUUUCCGAUCCGGUGCUGCUGGAGAUUCUUGGCCAGAGUUCGGACCCAACCUCGAUCCAGGCUCAUUUGCUGAGCAUCUUCGAUGCCGUGGCACGCGUUGAGUUUGAGGAGAAGACUUUUGGCAAGAUAAUCUCGCUGAUGUCGGACAACGGGGAAGUGGUUCCACUGGGAAGACCGGUAUUCUGUACGGGUGGCGUUGAACUCUGGAUAAAUCGUUUGCUGGUGGAAAUGCAGGACACAAUUCGUGACAUCUUGGCAACGAUGGCGCAAAACUUGAACAGUGCGGACUUUGACUUCAUCACAGGAUUCCAAGAAUUCUGCGGACAAGCUGGCUUGGUGGGAGUGCAGCUUCUCUGGACAACUGGGGCGGAGUACGCGUUACGGAAGUGUCGCACCGAUAAGAACAUUAUGCGAAAGACGAAUCAACGUUUCUUGGAUCUGCUCAACAGCUUGAUCGAACUCACGGUCAAGGACCUGACCAAGUUGCAGCGUAUUCGCUUCGAAACCAUGGUCACAAUUCACGUACAUCAGCGGGACAUUUUCGACGACCUGGUGCGGUUGAAGAUCAAGACGGCGAUGGACUUUGAGUGGCAAAAGCAAGCUCGGUUCUACUACAUUGAGGAAACGGAUGACGUGAUUGUGAAAAUAACGGACGUUGACUUUAUCUACCAGAACGAGUACCUGGGAGUUACGGAACGGUUGGCCAUUACUCCGCUGACGGAUCGGUGCUACAUUACGCUGGCACAAGCGAUUGGGAUGUCCAUGGGCGGUGCACCGGCGGGUCCUGCUGGAACGGGUAAGACCGAGACGACCAAGGACAUGGGACGAGCAUUGGGCAAGUUGGUGGUCGUUUUUAACUGUUCGGAUCAAAUGGACUUCCGUGGAUUAGGACGAAUCUACAAGGGACUGGCACAAUCAGGAUCAUGGGGAUGUUUUGACGAAUUCAAUCGGAUUGAACUUCCGGUGUUGUCGGUGGCAGCUCAGCAGAUUUACAUCGUACUGGUGGCUCGAAAAGAGAAAAAGAACGAGUUCAUCUUCAGCGAUGGCGACACCGUGUCACUGAAUCCAGAGUUUGGACUGUUUAUCACGAUGAACCCAGGUUACGCUGGACGACAGGAGCUGCCCGAGAAUCUGAAGAUUAUGUUCCGGUCUGUUGCCAUGAUGGUUCCCGAUCGGCAGAUCAUCAUGCGCGUAAAGCUGGCCAGUUGCGGCUUCAAGGACAACGUCAUCUUGGCCCGCAAGUUCUUCACGCUGUACAAGCUGUGCGAGGAGCAGCUUUCGAAGCAGGUUCACUACGAUUUCGGACUGCGGAACAUUCUGUCCGUGUUGCGUACGCUGGGAGCGCAGAAGCGAGCUAACCCAACAGAUACGGAGGAAACGAUCGUGAUGCGGGUGUUGCGGGACAUGAACGUUUCCAAGCUGGUAGAUGAGGACGAACCGCUGUUUCUUUCGCUCAUUGAAGAUCUCUUUCCGGGUAUUAAGCUGAGUACAUCGACGUACAAGGAUCUUCAGCGGGCGAUCGGGAACAGCGCAGAGGCGCUCGGACUUAUCAACCAUCCUGAAUGGAACUUGAAGGUUAUUCAGCUGUACGAAACCUCGCUGGUUCGACACGGUUUGAUGACCCUGGGACCGACGGGGGCCGGGAAGACGCGCUGCAUCCAUACGCUGUUAAAUAGCUUUACGGAACUAGGACUACCGCACAAGGAGAUUCGUAUGAACCCGAAGGCAAUAACUGCGCCGCAGAUGUUCGGACGCCUCGACGUAGCGACCAACGACUGGACCGACGGAAUCUUUUCGACGCUUUGGAGGAGGACGCUCAAAAUCAAGAAGACCGACUUUGUUUGGUUGAUUCUGGACGGACCCGUUGACGCGGUUUGGAUUGAGAACUUGAACUCGGUGCUGGACGACAACAAAACGCUGACGCUGGCCAACGGUGAUCGUAUUACGAUGGCUCCGAACGCAAAGCUGGUGUUUGAACCGGACAACGUGGACAACGCUUCGCCGGCAACGGUUAGUCGGAUGGGUAUGGUCUUUAUGAGUGCGUCGGUGCUCAAAUGGGAGCCGAUUCUUGACGGAUGGUUGAAACGAAAGCCGUCCGAGGUAGCGGACUCGUUGAGGAAGUACUUCCACAAGAUUUACGACGAUCUACACAGCUUUGUGCAGACGAAGCUUGCGGCCAAGAUGAAGAUUCUGGAAGCGAUCUACAUUCGGCAGUGUUGCGAUAUCUUGGAAGGACUGUUGGCACCGCCAAGUGAAGAGGCGCCUCCGAUCGAGUUCUCCGACAGACACUUGGAGCGCAUAUUCUUGUUUGCGGUUAUGUGGUCACUCGGGGCCGUUCUAGAGUUGGAAGAUCGCGAAAAAAUGGGCGAGUUUAUUGCGAAGCAUCCGUCCAAGAUGCGAUGGCCCAAGAUUCAACCAGGAGAGACUAUCUUUGAGUAUGUGGUGUCUGCCGAUGGAAACUGGCAGCACUGGAACGAGCGCGUCGAGGAGUACAUCUACCCAAGUGACAGCGUUCCUGAAUAUGCCAAGAUUCUGGUCCCGAACGUGGACAAUGUCCGUACAGCGUACCUAAUCGACCUCAUAGCAAAGCAGAGCAAAGCGGUCCUGUUGAUUGGUGAGCAAGGCACCGGAAAAACGGUCAUGAUCAAGGGCUACAUGCUGAACUACAACCCGGAGUAUCAUCUGUCCAAGAGUUUCAACUUCUCGUCAGCCACCACUCCGAACAUGUUCCAGCGAAUCAUAGAGUCGUACGUUGAGAAGCGAGUAGGAACGAACUACGGACCACCUCAGAAUCGUAAAAUGUCCAUCUUCAUCGACGACAUCAACAUGCCCGUGGUCAACGAGUGGGGCGAUCAGGUCACCAACGAAAUAGUCCGACAGCUCAUGGAGAACGUCGGAUUCUACUCGCUCGACAAGCCCGGUGACUUCCUGAACAUCCUGGACAUUCAACUGCUUGCGGCGAUGAUUCACCCCGGUGGAGGUCGUAACGACAUUCCUCCUCGGCUCAAGCGACAGUUUUGCGUGUUCAACUGUGCUAUUCCGAGCAACACCUCGAUGGACAAGAUCUUCGGCGUGCUCGGUGAGGGUUACUUCUGUGAGUCACGCUUCAAUGCGACGGUCGUGGCGUUCAUCCCAAAGCUGGUCGCGCUGACUCGGAAACUGUGGCAAGCUACCAAGACCAAGAUGCUGCCGACGCCGGCCAAGUUCCAUUACGUAUUCAACUUGCGAGAUUUGUCCAGAAUAUGGCAGGGUAUGCUGACGAUCAAGUCCGAAGAGUGCGAAACGAUCAAGACGGUCAUCAACCUGUGGCGCCACGAGUGCACCCGCGUAAUCGCCGAUCGUUGCACCAACUUUGACGAUCGUAACUGGUUCGUGGCAAAGAUGCGCGAACUUGCCGAGUCGGAGCUGGAGCCGGCCGAGUACGAGCUGUACGACGAGCAGGAAACGUUCUUUGUGGACUUUUUGCGAGAUGCGCCGGAUCCGACCGGGGAGGAGGGCGAGGACGUUAGCCUGGAGCCGCCCAAACUGUACGAAGAGAUUCCCAGCUUUGAGGAGACGACCGCGCGGGUGCGGAUGUUCAUGGAACAGUUCAACGAGCAGGUACGGGGUGCCUCGAUGGAUAUGGUGUUCUUCCGGGAUGCGUUGAUUCACUUGAUGAUCAUCUCGAGGAUUAUUCGGACGCCUGGCGGGAACGCGUUGCUGGUGGGCGUUGGGGGUUCUGGAAAGCAGAGUUUGACGAAGCUGGCGUCGUUUAUCGCCGGUUACAAGUACUACCAGAUCACGCUGACAAGGUCGUACAAUAUCAACAACUUGAUGGACGAUCUGCGGUAUCUGUACCGGGUUGCGGGCUUGGAAGGACAAGGUAUUUCGUUUAUUUUCACCGAUAACGACAUCAAGGACGAAGGUUUUCUGGAGUUUAUCAACAAUGUGUUGAGUUCUGGAGAGAUUGCAAAUCUGUUCCCAAAGGAUGAUCUAGACCAAAUCAUGAACGAGCUGAUACCGAUCAUGAAGAAGGUUGACCCGAAGCGAAUACCAACACAAGAUAACCUGUACGACUUCUUCAUAUCGCGAGCGAAGGCCAACUUGCACAUUGUGUUGUGCUUCUCACCUGUCGGAGAGAAGUUCCGAAACCGGUCGCUCAAGUUCCCCGGACUAAUCUCCGGUUGUACGAUCGACUGGUUCCAGCGCUGGCCUGAGGACGCUCUGAUUGCCGUGUCUAAUCACUUCCUCAAGGACUACAGCAUCGUGUGCAAGCCCGAGGUCAAGCAAAACCUGAUCGAGAUCAUGGCGUUCGUGCAGGACAAGGUGGCAGAAAUUUGUGUCGACUACUAUGAACGCUUCCGACGGCAGGCGCACGUUACCCCGAAGUCCUUCCUGUCCUUUCUCGAGGGAUACAAGGUUAUCUACCAGGAAAAGCACGACAACAUUGCCGUGAUGGCUAGCCGGAUGCAAACCGGUUUGGUAAAGCUAAUCGAAGCGGCCGCUUCGGUGGAUGUGCUGCGCGUUGAGCUCGAGGAGAAGGAAAAGGACAUUAUCGUGGCAACUCAAGCGGCGGAAAUCGUGCUCGCAUCGGUGACCCAAUCGCAGCAGGACGCGGAAGUUGUCAAGGCCGAGGUUAUGGUCGUGAAGAACAAGGCGGACAUCCUGGUAGAGCAGAUCGCGGCUGAAACGGCGGUGGCCGAAGAGAAGCUGGAAGCUGCACGCCCUGCACUAGAGGCGGCUGAAGCUGCUUUGAAGACGGUAACCCCGGCGGAUAUUGCCACGGUGCGAAAGCUGGGCAAACCUCCGUACUUGAUUACGCUGAUUAUGGACGUGGUGUUGAUUUUGUUCCGAAGACGAAUGAAUGCCGUCAAGCCAGAUCCGGAGCGGCAGUUUUUGAUGGCAUCCUGGGAGGCGUCACUUAAAGUGAUGGCCGAUACGGGAUUCCUGAACAAGAUUGUUCGAUACCAGGCAGAUUUGAUCAACGCUGAGACGGUAGAUUUGAUGAUACCCUACUUCAAGUAUCCGCUGUACACGUUUGAAGCCGCCAAAGCUGCUUGCGGUAACGUGGCCGGUUUGCUGCAGUGGACAAAGGCCAUGGCACAGUUUUACGAUGUGAAUAAGGACGUUCUGCCGUUGAAGGCAAACUUGGCGCGACAGCAGAAGAAACUCGACAUUGCAUCGGUUCAACGGGAGGAAGCCGAACAACAGUUGAUGGCAAAGGAGAAGGAGCUGGCCCAGGUUCAGCAAGAGUUUGACGACGCCAUGUCGAAGAAGCAAGCCGUGCUGGAUGACGCAAAGGCGUGCCAGGACAAGAUGGACGCUGCUUCUGCGCUGAUCAAUGGGUUGGCGGACGAGCGGGUUCGCUGGACGGAUCAGUUGUCGCAGUUCAAGAGUGAAACCGACAGGCUUGUGGGGGAUGUGCUUAUCUUGACUGGGUUCCUCUCGUACACGGGACCGUUCAACCAGGAGUAUCGGACGAUGCUGCAGAAGGCUUGGCAGCAAGAGCUGCAGAAUCGGAAGAUUCCGGUAUCGCUGAACAUUAGCAUCAUGGAGAAUUUGACGGACGACGCGACUGUUGGAGAGUGGAAUUUGCAGGGAUUACCGAACGAUGAGUUGUCGAUACAGAAUGGUAUCAUCGUGACGAAGGCCGCAAGGUAUCCGCUGCUUAUCGACCCGCAAUCGCAGGGGAAAAUAUGGAUCAAACAGAAGGAGAAAGAGAAUGGGUUGAUCGUGACUUCGUUGGAGCAUCGCUUCUUUAGGAAUCAUAUUGAGGACUGCGUUUCGCAAGGUAUUCCGCUGAUGAUCGAGGACGUUGGUGAAGAGCUGGAUCCCAUCUUGGACAAUGUGCUGGAAAAGAAUUUCAUUAAAAUGGGUAACACGUACAAGGUGAAAGUUGGUGACAAGGAGGUGGACGUGCACUCGGACUUCCGGCUGUACAUCACGACAAAAUUGCCAAAUCCGUUGUACACUCCGGAGAUUUCUGCUCGCACGUCAAUCAUCGACUUUACCGUCACGAUCAAGGGACUGGAGGAUCAGCUGCUGGGUCGGGUGAUCUUGACCGAAAAGCGGGAACUGGAAUCGGAGCGGACGAAUCUCAUCAAGGAUGUGACGUCUAACCGGAGAAAGAUGCAGGAACUGGAAGCGAAUCUGCUGCACAAGCUGUCGACGACGCAGGGUAGCUUGGUGGACGAUGUUACGGUGAUUAUAGUGUUAAAUACCAGCAAGACAACGUCGAUUGAGGUUCGGGAAAAGCUGAAGAUUGCUCGGGAGACGGAGAUAAAGAUCAAUAGGGCUCGAGAGGAGUACCGGCCGGUGGCGACGAGGGGAAGUGUGUUGUACUUUUUGAUUUGCAGCAUGUCGAUGGUGAACAACAUGUACCAGACUUCGCUGGUGCAGUUUUUGGAGCGAUUCGACAUCUCGAUGGCACGUUCGGACAAGCACAUUGUGACGUCACGGCGGAUUAACAAUAUCAUUGAAUACCUGACCCAUGAUAUCUUCCAGUACAUUUGUCGGGGACUGUACGAGGUGCACAAGUAUCUGUUUGUGCUGUUGAUGGCGCUGAACAUUGAUUUGGACAAGAAGACGAUCACGCACCAGGAGUUUCAGACGUUCAUCAAGGGAGGAGCUGCGUUGGAUAUUAACACGUGUCCGCCGAAGCCGUUCAAGUGGAUUGCGGACAUUGCAUGGUUGAACAUCAUUCAGCUGUCCUCGUUGCAUCAGUUUUACGAGAUUCCCCAGCACAUUGAGUUCAACGAGAAGGGUUGGAAGAGUUGGUUUUCGAAGGAAGCGCCGGAGGAGGAUGUGAUUCCCGACGGGUAUCAAGGGAUGGAUGCGUUCCGGAAGUUGCUGCUGAUACGAGCUUGGUGUCCAGAUCGGACGCUGUCGCAGAGCAGAAAGUAUCUGGCAAUGUCGCUGGGCCAGCGAUUCGCCGAUCCGGUUAUAGUGAAUUACGACGUUAUGCUGGAGGAGAGUCGCCCGUUGACUCCGCUGGUUUGCUUCCUGUCGAUGGGUUCGGAUCCGACGCCGAGUAUCGAAGCGCUGGCUAAGAAGAACGCCAUCAAGUGCCGGUCGAUUUCGAUGGGCCAGGGUCAGGAGGUGCACGCGAGGAAGUUGAUAUCGGCCUCGUUGGAGGAGGGAUCGUGGGUUUUGCUGCAGAACUGUCACUUGGGGCUAGAGUAUGUGGCGGAGCUUAUGGUGCAGAUCAUGGAGUUGGAAAAGGUUGGGACCGGGUUUCACAAUGACUUUCGGGUUUGGGUUACGACGGAGCCACAUCCGCAGUUCCCAAUUACGUUUCUGCAGAUGUCGAUCAAAUUUACGAACGAACCUCCGUCGGGGGUGAAAGCGGGGCUGAAGCGAACUUACGGAUCGAUGACGAUUGAGAUGUUCGAAUACAGCGAGUCGGUGUUUUACGUGCCGUUGAUUUUUGCGAUUUCGUUUUUGCAUACGGUUGUGCAGGAGAGGCGGAAAUUUGGCCCGCUGGGGUGGAACAUCCCGUACGAGUUUAAUUCUGCGGAUUGGCUGGCAAGCUGCAUGUUUGUGCAGAACCACUUGGACGAUCUGGAUCCGAAGCGAGGUAUCAGCUGGAAGACGGUGCGGUACAUGCUGGGUGAGGUUCAGUACGGUGGAAGAGUUACGGACGACUAUGACAAGCGGCUGUUGAACACGUUUGCGAAGGUUUGGUUUUCGGACGCAAUGUUUUUGGACGAGUUCAACUUCCACGGAGACUACCGGAUCAUGAAGUUUAAGUCGAUCGAGGAGUAUAUGGAGGCGAUCGAGCACAUGCCGCUGGUUGAUCCGCCGCAGGUUUACGGACUGCACGCCAACGCGGAUAUUACGUAUCAGAGCAAUACGACGAAGGAGAUUUUGGACACGAUCGUGUCGAUCCAACCAAAAGAGUCUGCCGGAGGCGGAGGUGAAACACGAGAAGCUACCGUAGCUCGGCUGGUGCACGACAUGUUGUCCAAGGUACCUGCACCGUACGAUCCGUUUGCCGUGAAGGAACGACUCAAGAUUAUGGGUCACCUCGGGUCGAUGAACAUCUUUUUGCGCCAGGAAAUUGAUCGAAUUCAAAAGAUUAUUCUACUGGUGCGAACGACGCUGAAGGACCUCCUCCUAGCCAUCGACGGUAUCAUCAUCAUGAACGAGCAGCUUCGCGACGCCCUGGACAAUAUCUACGAUGCUCGGGUGCCGGAAGUUUGGAAACGAGGGAGCUGGGCGUCAUCGUCGCUUGGCUUCUGGUUUACAGAACUCAUAGAGCGCAACCAACAGUUUUACACGUGGUGCUUCAAGGGUCGCCCCAACAUGUUCUGGAUGACGGGAUUCUUCAACCCGCAGGGAUUCCUAACAGCUAUGAGACAGGAGGUGGCCCGGGCGCACAAGGGCUGGGCGCUGGACGUGGUUACGCUUCAUAACGACGUGACCAAAAUGUUGACCGAGGAGUGCAAGCAACCGCCGCCGGAGGGCGUUUUUGUGUACGGAUUGUAUUUGGAUGGUGCGGGCUGGGAUCGGAGGAACAACCGGCUGCAGGAGGCGAUCAACAAGGUGCUGUACACGGCGAUGCCGGUGGUUCACAUUUACGCGAUCAAUUCGACGGCGGCCAAGGAUUCCAAGUUGUAUGAGUGUCCCGUCUACAAAAAGUCCAACCGAACCGAUUUGAACUACAUCACUCCGCUGUGGUUGCACACGCUGAAAUCACCGGACCAUUGGAUUCUACGCGGAGUGGCGCUGCUGUGCGAUAUCAAAUAAUUUUACGGCCGUGAUAUUUAUUGAAAACGUUGUACCUUCUGCGUAUCCUUCACAAUAUAUUUGUUUAAUUCGUUCAAAUUCC